Messenger RNA from Penicillium macrosclerotiorum, 927 nucleotides. Its product is annotated as polysaccharide deacetylase family protein. Bases 1 to 927 code for a protein of 308 amino acids. Gene Ontology annotation, molecular function: hydrolase activity, acting on carbon-nitrogen (but not peptide) bonds. The transcript has 4 exons. Gene Ontology annotation, biological process: carbohydrate metabolic process. The record is from RefSeq and is a predicted model, not a curated record. NCBI's taxonomy places the organism in Eukaryota, Fungi, Ascomycota, Eurotiomycetes, Eurotiales, Aspergillaceae.
AUGUGUCCGAAGCGAGUACUAAUCACAUACGGUGUGGACGUUGACGCUGUAGCCGGAUGGCUCGGCUCGUAUGGAGGCGAAGAUUCAACAAAUGACAUCUCUCGAGGUGUCUGGGCUGGAACAAUUGGAACAAGGCGCCUUCUCAAACUAUUCGACAAAUACAAAAUCAAGACGACAUGGUUCAUUCCGGGCCACUCAUUGGAGACAUUUCCAGAGGAUAUGGCGGCGGUCCGCGAUGCAGGACAUGAGAUUGGAUUGCAUGGCUAUUCCCAUGAAAAUCCUACGGAUAUGAGCUUAGAGCAACAAAGAGAUGUGUUGGAUAAGACAUAUCGCAUGUUGACUGAGUUCGCGGGCAAACCACCGCGAGGAAGCGUUGCCCCCUGGUGGGAAACAAGCCAAGAAGGAGCUCAGCUACUUCUUGACUACGGAAUCGAGUAUGAUCAUAGUAUGAGCCACGAGGACUGCCAAGCUUAUUAUCUCCGCACCGGUGAUAGCUGGACCAAAAUUAAUUAUGCCCAAAAGGCCGAAACGUGGAUGAAGCCGCUAGAAGCUGGACCACAAACUGGACUGGUCGAAAUCCCCUCCAACUGGUAUAUCGAUGACUUACCGCCAAUGAUGUUCAUCAAAAAAGCCCCCAAUAGCCACGGCUUUGUGAACCCUCGAGACGUCGAAGAUAUCUGGCGCGAUCAUUUUGACUACUUUUAUCGAGAGUAUGACGAAUUUAUCUUCCCAAUAACGAUCCACCCGGAUGUUUCUGGGAGACCGCAUGUCUUGUUGAUGCAUGAAAGGCUUAUUGAACACUUCAUGAAGCAUGAGGGCGUAGAGUUUGUGACAAUGGAACAGGUUUGCGACGAGUUCAAAAGAAAGAAUUCCGUGCCGCCAGGGGCACUGAUGCCGGCGCCACCGGGGGCCAUGCUAGGGAAAUAA